Molecule: messenger RNA, 6430 nt
Organism: Mirounga angustirostris (Northern elephant seal)
Lineage: Eukaryota; Metazoa; Chordata; Mammalia; Carnivora; Phocidae
Gene: HAP1
Product: huntingtin associated protein 1
Exons: 12
Coding region: 1851-3833 (660 amino acids)
Biological process (GO): protein targeting; vesicle transport along microtubule; neurogenesis
Cellular component (GO): dendrite; mitochondrion; cytoplasmic vesicle
Molecular function (GO): signaling receptor binding; myosin binding
Source: RefSeq, a predicted model, not a curated record
GAGAGAGAGAGAGAGAGAAGCAGGCUCCCUGCUGAGCAGGGAGCCCAGACCCUGGGAUAAUGACUUGAGCCGAAGGCAGAUGCUUAACCAUCUGAGCCACCCAGGCACCCAAUAAAUAAAAUCUUAAAAAAAUAAAAUGCACAGUCAGCUUAGUAUAAAGAAUGUAAAAAUAUAAUCUCAUUAAUAAUUUUUUAUGUUGAUUACAUGUUGAAGUGAUAAUAUUUUGGAGAUACUGGAUUAAAUAAAAUAUAUUAUUAAAACUAAUUUUAGAGCACCUCACUGGCUCAGUCUUGAUCUCGGGGUCAUGAGUUUGAGCCCCAGGAUGGGCGUGGAGUUUACUUAGAAUUAAAAAGAAAAAAGUUUCAAAAAUGAAAUAAAAUAGGGGGCACCUGGGUGGCUCCGUUGGUUGAGCAUCUGCCUUUGGCUCAGGUCAUGAUCCCAGGGUCCUGGGAUAGAGUCCUGCAUAGGGCUUCCUGCUCAGCGGGGAGCCUGCUUCUCCCUCUCCUCCCCCUGUUUGUGCGUGCUCUCUCUGUGUGUUAAAUAAUCUUUUUUUAAAGGAUUUUAUUUAUUUAUUUAUUUUAUAUUUGUAUAUCGUAGGGACUCAGUAAAUAUUUGUCAAAUGAAUGAAUGGACCCAGAUGGAAGGAAACAUUCUUACCACAAUGCUUCUCCAUGGGAAAGCUGGUGGACAGGGCAGUCUGAUCCUCGUUCCUGGGUUUUGUCUCUUGUUCCAUGCUGUAUCCCGGACACCUGGCCCGCAAGGCACGUUGUCAGCACUAGAAACCUCUGUCCCAGGUGUAGCCCUUGGGCAGUAGCCCCUGUCCUGGGCUCAGGCUUAGCGUGAUGGCUGUGGGGAAGAGGCUCCUGGAAUUCCUUAGAAAUGGAUUCAUGUGGAGGGGGCAGGGAGGUUAUCACAAAAAUCUAGAAGAGAGGAUGAGGCCUCAACAGCAGAGAGACUGACGAGGAGACUGGUCAUUUGAGAAAUAUUUAGGAGGUAAAUCAAGCAGGACAGGUGAUUGAUGGGUUAUUGAAGGGAAGAAAAUUUGCGCACUAAGAAUGAUUCUAAGGCUUUAAAAGAAUUAGUGCCACAACCAUCUCUUUCUGGCUGGCAGGUUCUUCCAGUUUAAAGGGACAGAAAUGGCCACCGACCGACUCCUCUGCCGCCCCAUCCAACUCAUUGUAGGUACCGCCUCCCAUUGCGCACUCUGAGGGACACGCUCAGGGGCCAUGCGGGACGAGGUCCGAGGGGUCUUCACCCGGGAGACCUCUAAGCGCAGUCUCCAGGAAGAACAGGUGUCUGCCAGGGUGGGAGGAGGUGGGCAAAGCCAAUGAGGGCUGGAGGUAAAGCACAAGCAAAGGUAAUAAGACGAAGUAAGAAAUAAGGAAGACGGCUGUCGAGCGGCUGGAGCACAAGGGUGUGAGCGCAGGGACCAGUGUGACGCGCCAGACUUGUCAGCGCGUUGAGACCAUACUGGAGUUUGGAUUCAUGUCCCAGCUACCGGAGAAAGCACAAAACUGCCCUAACUCCCAGGUCAUACCCAGGGUGGGCAGCAGCCGGCAACCCUGGCCGGAGCGGACGGAGGGGGUGUCCCCAGCUAGGGACCUCGAAGUCUCUGUACUCGAAUUCCAGGGAAGCGGCGACUUGGGGCAGAACCAUUCUCGGGAGGUGGAGAGGGGAGGAGAAGCCCUGCACUCGGAACCCGAGCCCACGGAACCGGCUGGAACCGCCAUUCGACUCUGCCCCUUAUUCUGAUUUCUGCGCUCAGCUUCGCCACCAAGAGCUCCCCUCGCGCGCGACCCCCAGUCCGGGGCCUCACUGGUUGCUCCCGGCCGCCCACUCCCGCGCGUGGUAUGGCCCGGCGGGCGCCCACUCGGGGCGCUGGUUAUAAAGGCCCGGCUGCGGCAGCCGACUGCGGACUCAAGAUGCGUCCUAAAGAGUCGGGGUCCGGCUACGCGAGGCACCGGUUCAGACCCCGGGAUCCGGCGGGAAUCACCCUCGCACCCCCACUCGCAGCCAAUCCCGCUCCAGAGCCCUCUGCGCAGUUUGCAGCCGCCCCUGCGCGGGCACCCGCGGCCGGACAGGGAGCAGGAUCCAGAUCCCCUUCCGUCUCGGGACGCCCAGCCGGAGCUCGCCCGACCUCCGAGGCUGGAUCGGCGGCAGGAGCCCCACGCGCGUCCGCAUUCUCAGCCGCCCAGCGGCAUGCCCAGUCCGUGCCCGGCACCUCGGACGCCCCAUGGACCCGCUUCAUAUUCCAGGAGCCCUUUGGUCCCCCGGCCACUGGCCUGGGGACUGGAAAGGCGGCGGGCAUCUGGAAGACGCCGGCCGCCUACAUCGGCCGUCGGCCUGGGGUGUCGGGCCCCGAGCGUGCCGCCUUUAUUCGGGAGCUGGAGGAAGCGCUGUGUCCUGACCGAACCCCACCAGUCAAGAUCACCCAAGAAGAUGUCAGACUGAUGUUAAAUCUGCUAGAGGAGAGAGAGCGGGACCUAAAUACGGUGGCUCGCAUUGGCCAGUCCCUGGCGAAACGGAACAGUGUUCUGAUGGAGGAGAACAGCAAGCUGGAAGCCAUGCUGGGCUCAGCCAGGGAGGAGAUUUUACACCUCAGACACCAGGUGAGCUUGCGAGAUGAUCUCCUCCAGCUCUACUCAGACUCUGAGGAGGAGGAAGAGGAGGAGGAGGAUGAAGAAGAGGAAGAGGGAGAGGAAGGAGAGGAAGAGCAGCAGCAUGAUCAUCCCUAUGGAGCCUCUGAGCCGACUUCCGUGCAGGAGUCCGAGUCGCCGCACUACUGCCCGAAGCUGGAAACCCUGCAGGAGCAGCUGAGGCGGCUGGAGGAGGAGAACGAGCAGCUGCGAGAGGAGGCCUCUCAUCUCGAUGCCCUUGAGGAGGAGGAGCAGAUGCUCAUCCUGGAUUGUGUGGAGCAGUUUUCUGAGGCCAGCCAGCAGAUGGCCGAGCUGUCGGACGUGCUGGCGCUCAGGAUGGAGACCCACAGCCAGCAGCGGAGGGAGGUGGCCCAGCUGCGGACCCAGGUCCUGAUGCUGCGGCAGUGCUGUCAGACGUAUGGAGCCCAGACGGAGAAGUUGCAACGGCAGCUGGCUUCGGAGAAGGAAAUCCAGAUGCAGCUCCAGGAUGAGGUGGCUUCCCAGCUGCAGGACCUGUGGAAGAGGUACACGGAGUGUGGGGGCAUGCUGACUGAGGCCCAGGAGGAGGCGAAGACCCUCCGCCAGCCAGCCCCGGUGUCCACUGGCCCUGUCACCCACUACACAUACAUUGUACCCGUGGAGGCCCUUCCUGGUUUCCAGGAGACCCUGGCCGAGGAGCUCAGAAUGUCUAUAAGGAGGAUUAUCUCAGACCCUGUGUUUUUUAUCGAAAGGAAUCACGGAACUGCUGCAGAGGAGAUGUCACACCUGGGGUACAAGCUGUGCUGCGGUGAGGCACGAGAGCAGGAACGGGGGUUCGAGGCUGAGAAGGGGUUAAUGACAGCAGAGGACUUUGUGCCUUCGGAGGAGGAGGAGCGGGGGGCCACAGAAGAGGGGGUGUCAGCUGAGGAGGGGUUGACAGAAGAGGCGGAGCUGGUGUCGGAGGAGGCUGAGGCCUGGGAGGAGGUAGAGCCGGAGCUGGAUGAGGCAACGCAGACGAACGCAGUGACCUCAACCCGGGCAGCCAGCGGCUUGGGCCCCUCUCACCUCAGCAUGAGGCGUGUCCUCCGGCAGCUGGCUAACUGGCAGGACUCGGGGUACAGGUGGCAGCUGAGGCAGAAGAUGCUCCAGGAAGGUGAGUGCUCCCGCAGGGGCCUCCCUCUGGCCAGCCGGACAAGCUGCAGAUCAUCAAGCCGAUGAAAGGGGAGGGUAGGUGAGCCCCCCAGGUGCUCACUUACCCCGGCCAGGCCCCACCCAGCGUGCUGAUUUGCAUGGACUUUGCAUAUCAUUUCCAUAGGCAGCGGGGAUCUGUGGCCCCCCGGGCUCAUUUAUGUGGAAUUGGCAUAAGAUUCCAGAGCUCUACCCCCUUUUCUCCUGGGAGGCUGGGCUGGGGGUCAAGACCGGGACUGCUGCCCUCCGUUCCACCUGAGCUUCCUGUCUCUGCCGCCCCCAGCCCCAAGGCUCCCCAACCCUGCACCAGUGGCAGCAACAGGCCAAGACAAUGUGGGGGGUGGGGCGGCAGAGCAGCAGCCUGGGGUGCUGACCCAGGACUUCCAGAGACUGGAGGAGGACAGGGCCAACCACUCUCCCAGGGCCUGGGAGGAAGACGGGGGUGUUCUGGGGCCACCCAGGCCAUUGGGACAAAGGCCUCUGCCAGCAAGGGUGGUCGGACCAGUCCCCUGGGUGAGUCUGAAGAUGGGCUAGGGUCUCCUCCAGGGUGGUGGGGGGUGGGUCAGGGUCUCCUUUCCCCAGCUAGAAACCCCAAGGUUUGGGGAGCCACACCUACUGAAUGCAGGCUGCCUUCAGGGAGCUCACAGAGACGCAUUUUUUCCUUUAGUUGUCACACCCUGUAGGUAGGAGUUCUUGUCCCCCUUUGUUAGGUGAGAACAGAGCUAAAGUAACUCGCUGGAGGUCGCACAGCUGGAGUGGAUCUGAGCCUGUUCUGUUCACUGCUAUGCCAUAAUGACUUUCCUGGCCUAUCCCUCCCCUCCGACCCUGUCCUGGUGCCUGCCUAGCCCGCUCAGUCAGCUGUGAAAUUUAGAGCCUGUUGCUAGCCUCACCAUCGUAGGUGGCCUGCCCCCACUCUGAGGGCGCUUUGGUCACUGCUGGGCAGCCUCAUCAGGGUCACCAUGGAAGGUUGUGCAGUUUGUAUACUGAACAGUGACCUCUAUGGCGGGCCGGUGGGCAGCCUGCACAACGAUCAGUCGUGGCUGUCUUUCUCAUAUAGCUGACAAGGCCUCAGCCCCUGCCCACUCUCCAGGCCCCCAGUUCACCUCCACUCCCCUUCUCUUCCAGGCUUUGCUGUGUCCCAGCAGCCUGCAGAGGCCCCACAGACAGCCUGAGGCCCCUCCUUCAGCCACCUGGCCAAGUCCCACCUGCCCCAGAAACCUCCUUCCUGUCCUCCCAAACGGGACCCUCCUGUCUGUCACCAGUGCACCUUCCGUCCUGAUGAACCUGGGCUGGGGCUUGAGGACUUUUCUGAGCUAGGGGACCCCGGCCCUUGCUCUGCAGCGGGUGCAAAAUCUGUGGCGGCUGGGGCUGGAGUCACAUGCUAGCCCAGGGGCUGGUGGAAGCCCCAGGGGGAGGCCUGUCAGCUGCCUGACCAGGCUCUGAGCUGGGCUGGGGGUGGGGCUCGGGCCCUGGUGCAGGAAGGUGUUCUGAUGACCCUCCUGACAACAUGCCCUUGACCCCCAAGUUAAAGGUGGCCCCUGAGUCCUUGCUGACUUUCAGGGACCUGGCCCUCUUCCUCCAUUCUUGGCCCUUCCUUCUUAGUCCCUCACUAUUGUUGGUAACCAAGAGUGUCUCUACGUGUGGGUGAGGGGUCCCUCUGUCCCCUGGGGGCCUCCUCCCCACCUCCCUGCCUGUGGCCCUUGAGUGUCCAGGCUCCCCGCCCAAGUCACUCCCUCCCUGCUGUCCUCCCCUCAGUGCUCCGCGUUUCUUCAUUCCAGAUGUCCUGCCCUUUCCCACUCUUUACUCGUAAACAGCUGGAGUCUGGGGCUUAGGACCCCCGUUGGUCUGGCCCUGCCCCCUGUUGUGCUACUCGCUCUUCUGUUCUUCUGUUGCUUGUCGGCCGUACACCUGCCAGUGCAGGAAAUAAAGGACCUGUGCACUACCUGGCCCGCGCUCCGGUGUCCUUCUCUGGGAGUAUGCGUGCGUGACUGCAGCUCUGCUGGGGCAAAGCUGUGGAGAGACGAUGGGCUCCAAUACGAUGGGCAUCAUGUGCCACGGGCUUUUGUUAAAUACAUGACCUGGUCACAUCAACAACCCCUGUGGAGUGGUGGGUGAUCUGAUAAACAGUUGUCGGAGGAGAAAACAAGCCCAGGCAGGUUAAGUGACCCUCCCAAGGGUCUGAGAGCGAGCUGCGGAACUGGGAUGUGAACCCAAGCUCUCAGACCUCCUGAGUCUGUGCUCAGAGAGACUCCCUUCCCUAUUUUUCUGCUCCAGGGAUUCUGGCCCAGUGCCCUGGCUGUGAGGGGUAAGGCAUGGGCGAGAGUCCCCCACUGUCUUAGGUAGAGGGCCCUCAGACCUGCAACAGCAUUUGAAAACAAGUGGUUUGUUUGGGAGCUCAUCCAGAAAGCAUUCCUGGGGGGAGUGUGGGUGAGGGGUCCCUCUGUCCCCUGGGGGCCUCCUCCCCGCCUCCCUGCCUGUGGAGGAAUUGAGAAGGAAAAGGGUGUGCUAGUCACUGGGGCUUAAUCCUACUGGGGAACUCUGGGAAGAAGUAUAGCCCUUUGGUACACGGGUGUGGUCUGGGUGGACCAGCGUCAUCGGCAUCUCCUGGGAGUUUGUCAGAAAUGCAG